AUGCUUCUGGAUCCCAGGUGCUGGGAAGCGCAGGUGGAGAGCUCGGAUCUUGCUCAGGGUUUUCCCAUAAGAGGCAUCUGGUCGGGCCCCUUCUGCCUCCUCCAGGUCUCUUCCCUAGUUUUCUUGGACGAGGCAGGCAGUGCUUUCCCGGAGCAACGCCGGGCUUCGCUCCAGAAAUUCCUCCGUUGCGCAACCUUGCGCGCUUCCGGGGAGGCGACAAAGUCCGUUUUCUCCUCCCGCUGCUGCGCUGCGCUCCCCUUGCUGCGCUCAGUCAGUGCGCAGCGCCUCUGCCUCCCCGAAAGCAGCAGCAGCAGCCCCGACUGCGCGCAUCCAGCUGGAAAGGCCGUCGGGCAAAGAGGUGCAUCUUGUGGGUCCCGAGGAGGCGUCAUGGCCAGCAGCAGCAGCACCGUGAAUGUGUCCGGGGCGGAGGGCGCAGAGAAGACGGUGAUCCACGUCAACAUCACCCAGGAGUCCUCCCUCGGCUCCCUCCUCAAGGCCCUGGCAGCCUGGAGGCAGACCCCCAAGCCUGGCCCCAAGGACCCCCAAGGCCCCUCUGUCCCCCUGACAAGGGCUGGGUGCAAUGCGGAGCAGAGAGUGCUGGGGGGGACACAGAUCCUGCUCGGACUGGUCACCAUUGGCAUCGGGUGUGUCCUGAGCCUUGGACAAAGGACUGGCGAUUGGAUAUUCAUACCAAUCUGGAAUGGAGCCCCUUUCUGGUCGGGGGGCGUGCUCUUCAUGGCCGGUGUUCUUUCCAUCGUGGGCGAUAGACGCGGUGGCCACUGGGUCCACCUGGCCACCUUUUCCCACCUGGCCAGCGUUGUCGCCUGCUCUGUGGCCUUGGCAGUCGGUGAGGCAGACUUGCCCAACCUCAACUACGCUCCCUACUACUUUACGGAUUUGUGCAGGAACACCCAGUACAGGGACAACUAUUACCAGUUCGGGGGGGUAAUCACCCCCAUCCCUGAGGACAAUGACAGGAUCCAGCGGUGUGAGGAGAUGAUAACGGAUCUCUGGAAAAUUGCCGCUGGACUCAGGAUCCUGCUGUUCAUCCUUUGCAUCGGGGCUCUGCUGAUCGCUGUCUUCUGCCUGGGCAACGGCCUCCGCCGGCUCUGUUGCUCCUUCCUGGGUCGCUGUGAGAACUACAGCCGGCUUGAGGACCCUGAAGUGCCCCCUCCAUAUGAGGAGCCGGCCAAGGAGCAGAACGCCGCCUGAGCCGUGGGGCAGAAGGAGCCGGUGCCUGCCUCUUGCCCCCUUGCUUGGCUGGGUGGGAGUACCUUGUCCUGGUGAGCAGGAUUCCAGAGCCAUUCAUGCCUUCCCUGGAAAGGGCUUCCCCGCCUGGUCCUUUGCCACUUCUUGCUAUUACUUGUUAGAACUUCUUCCCAAAGCCCCUGUUUUCCAGGGGGGGGGGGUGAUAGAUGCUGCCUCUCCGCCUGCAGCUUGAUUUGUAACCAAUAUAUUCUUUAAUAAAAAGUUUUAUCUCUUCUC
Messenger RNA from Zootoca vivipara (common lizard), 1485 nucleotides. Its product is annotated as transmembrane protein 176A. Gene Ontology annotation, cellular component: membrane. Lineage: Eukaryota; Metazoa; Chordata; Lepidosauria; Squamata; Lacertidae. The record is from RefSeq and is a predicted model, not a curated record.